AUGGACUUGAAGUUCCAUAAGUAUCCCGAGGAUCCUCCAGAGGAAGGCAUUCAAGCAGAAGGAGAAGGAGAUGCAGGUGACACUCCUAUAACAGAGACUGAGAUGGCUGGAGAUGACUCUCCUACGAUGUCACCUAGACAUGGCACCCGUGGUCCUAAUACCUAUGACCGUGGUGCCCGUGAUACUCGUUCUACCCGAGCGCAUCCCACUCCCGACGUAGAGGAUCCGAUUCCCGAGGUCCCGAUUCAGCCUAUUCCUCCUGUAACACCUAUCCCUUCAGUUGCUCCAGUUCCCUUGCCGAUUUCCCCUUCUCAGCUUGUUGUUCCGGUUACAGAGGCUCCCACCCUGUCAGCCGCACCCAUGCCUUCACCCGAGGCGAGUGCCACUCCUGCUCUCCCGACAGUGCCAGUAGGUGCCGAGCAUUUUCAGUAG
Molecule: messenger RNA, 432 nt
Organism: Magnolia sinica
Lineage: Eukaryota; Viridiplantae; Streptophyta; Magnoliopsida; Magnoliales; Magnoliaceae
Product: vegetative cell wall protein gp1-like
Exons: 2
Coding region: 1-432 (143 amino acids)
Source: RefSeq, a predicted model, not a curated record